AUGACCGUGCACCGGGCCAGUUUUCGCGAGUGGCCGUGCGUGGACCGGACGCUGACCGCGGUGCAAUGCGAUCACGAGCUCGUGGGUGGCUCUCAGGAACCCGUGCAGAACGUGACGUCGCAGAGACAUGACUUCGUGGCCAAGUGUCUGCCUGAGGCCGAACGGCAGCGGUCCACCAGGUCGGAGCAGACCAUAGGCACCAACUGCGGCAGCGGAGCUUGCGCAAUGACGGGCAACACCACGGCCGACGCUUUCGGGAUUCCGUAUACUAACGGACGACGGCCAGUGGCGCGGCCGUACCCCGCCACUUGUUCGCAGGGCUCAAACUUGCUGAUGGCCAAAGAGACGGAGACCAGUUCGAGUUACCAUCAGUGGGGCCCUCUGGAGUUGUCCCGGCCACGGUCGCUGGCUGCGUACUGCCGGUCGGGAGAGCCCGUCAACGGACGCACCGUGUACAAGGUCAGUACCGGCCACCCGUCUCGUUCCGUACACUUUUUGGCCCAUCAGAUAAAACUUUAUUGA
Messenger RNA from Macrosiphum euphorbiae (potato aphid), 522 nucleotides. The record is from the annotation of a GenBank genome assembly. Lineage: Eukaryota; Metazoa; Arthropoda; Insecta; Hemiptera; Aphididae.